AUGCCCGAUCAACAAAUGCAGGGUACCACAGACGGAGGGCCACACCGGACCAUCCCCCUCCCCAUCGAGCUCGUGAUCGAGAUUCUCGAAUAUACGCUAGUCAAACGCCAGUAUAUCCGUGAGCUCGCACUUGUGUCCAAGCUGACCACCGAGCUGUACUACAAGCUCGUCUACCGCACCAUCAUCCCCCGCACCUCGCGCGGCAUUAAGCUCUUCGAGCGCACCGCAAUAGACGCGCAGCAGGGCCUUAUCCACGAGCACGUCAAGCGCGUCAUCAUCAUCUAUCUCGCCUGGGCCUCCGUGGAGCUCCUUGCGGUCCGUUGCGUCGAGCAGUCCCUGUGCCACGACGCGUGGCGCAUCGUGCGCUCGUGCACCGGUGCGCACACGUUCGCUUUCCCCGGCCCCUUCAUCCCCUACUUCCUCAAGCGUCUGCGCUCCGACCCCAUCCGCCGCAUCACGCGCCACACCCACUUCACCUUCGGCAACUUCUUCGUCGCCCCGCGCGUGGUCCUCGCGCACCUCGGCCCGCUCCCGCGUCUCACGCACCUCUGCGUCCCGCGCCGGCUCGACGUGUAUCCCGCGCACGACGCGCACGACGCCGCGUUCGUCGACGACGUGCGCGUAAUUCUCGCCGAGCGCUCUGCGCUCGCGCACCUCGUCGUCGGCGCGUGCCCGCCCCUGUGCAAGUACAAAUACGCCAUUUACGAGGAGCCGCGCCACCCCGAGGCGGAGGAGCAACAGUGUCUCGCCGCGCCGGUGUGGCGCGCGAUCAAGGCGCUGCAGGAGACGGAGGCGCGGCUCCUGAUGGUGCGCGGGGACGUUGCGGGCGUGUGGUGCCGGGAGUGGGACGCGGUAUUGUUUGACUUUUGGGCGGAUGUCGUCAGAGAAGGGUUACUCGAGAGGGAGCGAGAGGCGCUGCCGGAGGCGGAGAGGCCUCUCGGGAAGUGGCAGUGGCCGUAA
Messenger RNA from Heterobasidion irregulare TC 32-1, 960 nucleotides. RefSeq lists its product as uncharacterized. Lineage: Eukaryota; Fungi; Basidiomycota; Agaricomycetes; Russulales; Bondarzewiaceae. The record is from RefSeq and is a predicted model, not a curated record. The transcript has 2 exons. The coding region runs from base 1 to 960 and encodes 319 amino acids.